Perca flavescens (yellow perch) is the source of this 570-nucleotide messenger RNA. It is a transcript of the gene tnni1c, whose product is annotated as troponin I, skeletal, slow c. Gene Ontology annotation, cellular component: troponin complex. Gene Ontology annotation, biological process: skeletal muscle contraction; cardiac muscle contraction. Lineage: Eukaryota; Metazoa; Chordata; Actinopteri; Perciformes; Percidae. The coding region runs from base 1 to 570 and encodes 189 amino acids. The record is from RefSeq and is a predicted model, not a curated record. The transcript has 7 exons.
AUGGCCAUCACAUACACGCCAGCCCUCAUGCCCCCCCAGGCAGUGGCAAAGCCCAAAUGCAAGAUUUCAGCCUCCCGCAAGCUAUCAUUGAAGAUUCUUUUGCUGGCUCGUGCAACAGAAGAGCUGGAGGCAGAGAAGGCUGCAAGAGAGGAAGAAAAGGUCCGCUACCUGGGAGAGAAACUUUCACCGCUGCAGCUCAUUGGUUUAAACAUUGAUGAACUGCAGAAACUCUGUAAGCAGAUGCAUGAAAAGGUUGAUAUGGUGGAUGAGGAGCGCUACGACUGUGAGGCCAAAGUCAUCAAGAACAACAAAGAUAUCAACGAAUUGAAUCUGAAGAUUCAGGACCUCGGAGGGAAGUUCAAGAAGCCAGCACUGAGGAAAGUGAGAGUGUCAGCAGAUGAGAUGCUGAAAGCUCUCUUUGGAUCCAAAAACAAGGGCUCCAUGGACCUAAGGGCAAACCUCAAGUCUGUAAAAAAAGAGGACAUCAAGCAAGAGAAGGUGGGUGACUGGCGUAAGAAACUGGAGGGUAUGUCUGGUAUGGAGGGCAGGAAAAAGAUGUUUGAUGCAUGA